AUGAGAAGCCCCAAGGGAAUCGGACACUUUGGCGGCUGCGGCACGCACCUCAGACUCCUGCUCUCGCUGGCGGUGGCGGUGUAUGGCCCGCGGUUCUGCCUUUUCGGUGUCCAGGCGGACACUACGGCCAUCAAUGUGGAUAUCGGCCCAUGCAAGACCGUCUAUACUUUCGUGUUCGCCAAAGUCCGUGCCGACGGAGGAGUGAGGAUCUUCUACAUUAUCGUCUGCAUCGGCCGCAUCAUAUACUUCGGCGUCAUGCAGCUCGCUUCUCCACUGGCUCUCUACGCGAGGAUCGAAAAUGCGGUCGGUCUAGCCGGGCAGGGGAAAUGGAGAACGAGCACUCGACUUCAUUACGCUACAGGCCUCUGCCAGAGAGAACUCCGCUGGAUCUUCUACUUUCUCCGAAUCGGCAACUUCCUCUCGAUCCUGUGGUCGAUGAUCCUGGUGGAGUGUACCCUCAACCACAACCAUGUGAAGGAAGUUCUGGGCCCUGAUGGUCGGGUCUUCUUCCCAUUCCAGCUAAUCCCACUGAUCAUCGGCUGCUUCAGCUUCGUGCGGCUGGCGUACAAGGUGCUCGAAAAGUCACGCGAUCCGGACGACGAGCCGUCACUCCCCACGGAACUGCAGCCGUCCGCCACGCAGCAAGACUACCGGGGGCCGAAGAGGCUCCUCAAGAUCUUUGCACCGCCGACGAGUUCUUUUCACACCCGUCCUCCAGCGCCGGAGGACAUGCCGCCCGAGGACACGGACAUCGACCAGCUCGCGCAAGACGAGCCCACCCGGCUGCGGUACCUGGUCACCUCGCUGGCCUGGCUGUCGCUGCUGCAUUGGUGGUCGAACGAUGCUCAGCAGCGCCAGAAAACGCGCAAGCGUGAUGCCAAUCAUAUGGAUAAGGAUCACCGACGACUUCGACGUUUGUGA
Fonsecaea erecta is the source of this 921-nucleotide messenger RNA. RefSeq lists its product as hypothetical. Bases 1 to 921 code for a protein of 306 amino acids. Lineage: Eukaryota; Fungi; Ascomycota; Eurotiomycetes; Chaetothyriales; Herpotrichiellaceae. The transcript is spliced from 2 exons. The record is from RefSeq and is a predicted model, not a curated record.